Messenger RNA from Aspergillus terreus NIH2624, 981 nucleotides. It is a transcript of the gene flbD, whose product is annotated as putative MYB family conidiophore development protein FlbD. NCBI's taxonomy places the organism in Eukaryota, Fungi, Ascomycota, Eurotiomycetes, Eurotiales, Aspergillaceae. The transcript has a single exon. Bases 1 to 981 code for a protein of 326 amino acids. Gene Ontology annotation, biological process: mitotic cell cycle; positive regulation of transcription by RNA polymerase II. Gene Ontology annotation, molecular function: DNA-binding transcription factor activity, RNA polymerase II-specific; RNA polymerase II cis-regulatory region sequence-specific DNA binding. Gene Ontology annotation, cellular component: nucleus. The record is from RefSeq and is a predicted model, not a curated record.
AUGGCCCCCGCUCAUCGUCGAGGACCCUGGGUCCCCGAAGAAGACCAGUUGCUCCUUCAGUUGGUUCGCGAACAAGGCCCCAACAACUGGGUGCGCAUCUCACAGCACAUGCACUACCGCUCGCCCAAGCAAUGCCGUGAACGCUUCCACCAGAACCUCAAGCCCUCGUUAAACCGCGAACCGAUCUCCGCCGAGGAGGGUCUCCUGAUUGAGCGCAUGGUGAACGAGAUGGGCAAGCGUUGGGCCGAAAUCGCCCGCCGCCUGGGCAACCGCAGCGACAACGCCGUCAAGAACUGGUGGAAUGGCAGCAUGAACCGCAAGCGACGAGGCCUGCCCGCCAGCACCAGCACCAGCACCAGCUCCCCCUCGCGCACCUACCACGGCCGCAUCGAGCCGCCCUACGCCCGCGCCUCCCUCUCGCUGAGCAGCCCGACCAGCCGGUCGUCGCGCUUCUCCAUCUCCCACGACCGCCCCCUCACAGCCUGGACGACCAAGUCGUCGUCCUCCCGCCGCGACUCGUGCUCCACCGCCUCCGUCGACGGCCCCCGUCAACUCACCCCCAUCUACACCCUGCCGGCGCUGAACCGCCCGCUGGACACCCCGCUGACCUCGCCCGCCUUCUCCGACGCCUCCAACCUGGAGCCCCCGUCCAUGGUCUCCGAUCACAACUCGGUCUCGUCGGCCUCGCCGCGCACCGUCGCCUCGCCGCAGCUCCUGCCGCUCCCCGUCGACACCCGGCCCCAGUACGGCGAGUUCCGUCGCCAGGGCUCCUCGGACGAUAUCUACGUCGCCAGCGCAUCAUACCCCGCGCCCAAGCCCCUGGAACCCCUGGCCGAUCCAUCACCGUCGCGAUGGAUGGCCGAGGCGCCGUCGUGGAGCCAUCCCGCGUACGCACAGCCGUGGAUCGAAGAAUCUCGACCCGAGAUCAAGGCCGAGUCCACGCGCGAUUCCCGCAUGGGCCUGGACAACCUCCUGAACUAA